Neohortaea acidophila is the source of this 3285-nucleotide messenger RNA. RefSeq lists its product as uncharacterized. The transcript has 2 exons. The record is from RefSeq and is a predicted model, not a curated record. Gene Ontology annotation, biological process: mRNA splicing, via spliceosome. Gene Ontology annotation, cellular component: cytoplasmic stress granule. Lineage: Eukaryota; Fungi; Ascomycota; Dothideomycetes; Mycosphaerellales; Teratosphaeriaceae. Gene Ontology annotation, molecular function: mRNA binding. Bases 360 to 2906 code for a protein of 848 amino acids.
CUUCACCUCUCUUUCUUUCCCUCCACCUGCAUCCAUCCGCUCUCCCUCGACUCCCCUUCCCGCCUUGCUGUCGUCGCUCUUUUUUUUUUCCCUCCUUCGCUUUCCUUCUCUUCGCCUCUGCUUUCAUUCCCUUCUUGACACUGCUGCUUCACAUUCGUUGACUCUCUUUGUGUAUCGUCUGCUGCCAGCCCUCACCAACCUGGUCCUGACGUGUUAAUCCAUUCCUUCGUCGCUCCUGCCUUUUACCCCCUCGACCCAUCCUUACCCAUCCACCACCCUCCUCUCUCGUCCGGCCUCUUCGGACCCGGACCCCACCCACAUCCACCGUGGCCACGCUUUCAGCCAACCCGCGGGACAGCAUGACGCUGCCACCGCACAUGCUGGGCAUGCAAAACAAUGACCCCAUCCCUUCCCUGGGCCACCAUCGCUUCUCCCAAUCUUUCGCCGCCAGAUCUCCCCUGAGCAAUGAUAAUGCUGGGUCCAACUUUGCCCCUUCGCACGCCCCUAAAUCCUCCUUCAGCGGCUACGCCGAGAAACAGCCCUCGAGAGGCAACAACAUACAACCCAUCAAUACCACCAGACAAAUGCCACCCAACCCCUAUAAUGUUGAUCUGCAUUCGCCCCAGGCUGGUGUCGACAUGAGCUUUACCCCAUUGCUUCCUUCCGGCCUUCUCAUGGGUAGCCCCUUCCAGCCCGGCUCUCCCACCACCUUCCAGCCCUCCCAAUUCCAGUCCUUCUCCUCCUUUGCACCUCACCCUUCUGCCGCGCGCAACAACCACCCCAACUACUUCCAACAACCCGCUGCACUCUCCCCGAAUCUCUACCAAAGCCUCGCUUCUCCCACUGCAUACAGCCCCCCGACGUAUUUCGGAGGGCUCGCCUCUCCCACUGCAACCGCGUUCAGCCCCAUGGGUCCCGGCAACAUGGGCGGCUACGGUGCUCCCAUGCAGAUGGCUCCUGCCUAUGCUACGGGGACGAGUCGCACCGUCUACUUGGGCAACAUUCCUGCCGAUACCAGCGCGGAGGAAUUGCUCGGCCACGUUCGAAGCGGCCCCAUCGAGUCUGUCCGCAUUCUGAGCGACAAGAACUGCGCCUUCAUCUCGUUUCUGGACGGCAGCUCGGCCACUCACUUUCACUCCGAUGCCAUCUUGAAGAAGCUCUCCAUCAAAGGCCAGGAUAUCAAGAUUGGCUGGGGCAAGCCAUCUUCCGUGCCGACGUCUGUCGCCCUUGCCGUCCAGCAAUCCGGCGCAUCGCGUAAUGUUUAUCUCGGCAACCUCCCGGAAGAUAUGACCGAGGAUGAGCUGCGCGAGGACCUGAGCAAAUUUGGCCAGAUUGACACCGUCAAGCUGGUUCGAGAAAAGGCCAUUGGCUUUGUGCACUUUUUGUCGAUUGGGAACGCGGUCAAGGCUGUGUCGCAGCUUCCUCAGGAUCCGAAAUGGCAACCGCCGCGUCGAGUCUACUACGGCAAAGAUCGAUGCGCCUAUGUGUCCAAGACUCAGCAGCAGAAUGCCGCGCAGUAUCUCGGCAUCGCUCCGGGCUAUGCGCAUGUUUUGAACGGUGCUGAUCGUGAUCUCAUCACCAACGCUCUUGCGCAGCAAUCCGUUGCCGCGGCCGCUGUGGCGACAACAGCUGGUGGCGUGAAUAACUUGGGCAACAGAACUGUCUACUUGGGCAACAUCCAUCCCGAGACCACCAUCGAGGAGAUUUGCAACGUGGUCCGCGGCGGCCUGUUGCAUCAUAUUCGCUACAUUCCGGAUAAGCACAUUUGCUUCGUCACCUUUAUCGAUCCCACGUCCGCCGCUUCCUUUUAUGCACUGAGCAAUUUGCAGGGCUUGAUGAUCCACAACCGCCGUCUCAAGAUUGGCUGGGGCAAGCAUUCCGGCGGCUUGCCACCUGCCAUCGCUCUUGCCGUGUCUGGAGGCGCGUCGCGAAACGUGUACAUCGGUAAUCUCGACGAAGCUUGGACAGAGGAGCGGCUGAGGCAGGAUUUCCAGGAGUAUGGCGAAAUCGAGCUGGUCAAUACUCUGCGAGAGAAGAGUUGCGCGUUUGUCAACUUCACCAAUAUUGCCAAUGCCAUCAAGGCCAUCGAGGCCGUGCGAGGCAAGGAAGAGUACAAACGGUUCAAGGUCAACUUUGGCAAGGACAGAUGUGGGAACCCCCCGAGGCAAGUCCUCAGCCAGCAGCAAUUUCAACAGCAACAGCAGCAGCAGCAAGGUCAGCAGGGACAAGACAACAGCGUGUCGUCGCCGUCGCCCACCGCUCUGCAGCAGAGCCGGGCACAGAGCUCAAUCUCUCCCGCCAGCUCCGGCGCAGCGAACGGAUCGUACAACCCCCUCAACGGGCCGACCGCCUCUACUUUCCUCAACCAUGGCAACAACAACCCUCUCACACUCUACCUCGCCGCCUCGCAUCAAAACGCGCAACAAGCAGCCGCCGACCAGCGCCAACAACAGCAAGAUGACUUUGCCUCGCAGUCCUACGGCGCCGAGCGCGUAAAUCACCACCCCUCCACCUUCUACAACUCCGCCAACGCCCAGCAGCGCCCCACCAACCUCGACCCCUCCCCCCAUCACCCCAUCACCCACGCAACCCACCAAAGCAUGCACCUCACCAACGGCCUCGGCGCCUCCACCUCCCCCGGCGCAGCCUACAACCCCUACGACCGCCCCAGCGCCGCCUCCGAAUCGCAGCACUCCAAAGCCGCGAACCUGCACAGCCGCACCGUCUCGCUGCCCGCUUUCUCGCUGCAGGCUCAUCACCCGCAGCAGCAGCAGCCGACAGGCGCGCUGAGCGGGUUGGGCUCCGGGAUUGGCGGGUUCGGCGGCGCGGGGGCGUUUGGGCUGGGCGUGUCGAGUGAGGGGUCGGGCAUGCCUUUGCCCGGGUGGGCCGAGGAGGAGGUGGUGUGAAUUUUGUCUGCUCUCCUUUCUUUCGGUGUGCAUAUUCUUACCACCCACUAAUUAAUUCCUUCUUGUUUAUUCUUUUUUGAAUUGGGUAUCUGGGAGGAAGAGUUAUCAUCAGACUAAUACCCUCUUGCAUUGUUCGUUGACGUUGUGGUUUCUUUUCUAUCGUUGAGGGACUGUUGGAUUACGGGGAAAAGAACAUGGCGUCUUGCUUGCUUACUUGUUGAUUCGAGAUUUGCGCCACGGGUUGCGCACGCGAGAGAAGCAGUUUCCCUUCGGAGGAGGGACUUUGAGGGGUGAAAGGGGGUGAAUCGGAUUGUACUGUUAGUGUAGUGUAGAUCUCAUCAGUGUUGAGAGAGACGAGCGAGGACUCGGCUGUCAAAUC